Eremothecium cymbalariae DBVPG#7215 is the source of this 3687-nucleotide messenger RNA. RefSeq names its product Net1p (gene NET1). Gene Ontology annotation, biological process: rDNA heterochromatin formation; negative regulation of septation initiation signaling. The transcript has a single exon. Bases 1 to 3687 code for a protein of 1228 amino acids. The record is from RefSeq and is a predicted model, not a curated record. Gene Ontology annotation, molecular function: phosphatase activator activity; rDNA binding. Lineage: Eukaryota; Fungi; Ascomycota; Saccharomycetes; Saccharomycetales; Saccharomycetaceae. Gene Ontology annotation, cellular component: nucleolus.
AUGUACAAGUUACAGGUGGUGCUUGUACCACCUAGUACGGAGACAGGUAUUCCUAUUUUAGGGAUUCCUUCAACUACCUCCGAUAACACACAAUUAACAGCUCAGCCUCAUCAACAACCUAUCUCCGCAUCAAGUGUUGUAGGUGCGAGAAAUGAUUAUUCUCCAAACACUGGUAAUACCUCUACAAACACUGUUUACUUUUCAAGUUUCCUUGGAUCUCAUAUAAGGAGGCCCAAGUAUAAGAAGUUUCUACAUUUCACAAAGCCAACGAAUAGUUUGUACCAAUUAGCUGAGGAGAUUGUAGAGAAAUGCAAUAAGAUGUAUCCGAACUUGUUAGAAGAACCUGAGAUUGUUACUUUACAGGAUAUCAACGAGUGCGAUUUAGAUCCUGAUUUUGUUGUUAAGGAUGUGUUCAAUAUGGAUAAUACUGUACGCGUUGUACUUAAGAAUGAAUUGGAUCCAGCAGAUGAGAAUGACACUAAUACUAUAUAUCUGAGCAAAAAACGGAAGCUCAACAAUGGUAUUGCAACUACUCCUGUUUCUUCAACGUCUACGACCGCUGUGCCCAGUUCUAUGAUUAAUGUUGUGAAGAAGCGCGCUACCACUCUCAAAAAUUCUGCAUUGAGGGUUUCCACCCCUUUAGCUAACCAGAUCUACCCUCCUCCUGCAGAGAAACAAGUGAAUUCUGACUUUGAAGACGACGAUGUUGCUGAUAAAUCUAUAUUACCGCCUCCGCCUCCACAAUCUCCUCCGAUCAGGAUUAGUUCUGGGAUCGAUCAAAAGAGGGUAAAGGCUAAUGAAAAUACUGUAUCUAUGUCUGAGACAGUGGAUCCCAACAAGGCUAGACAACAAAGACUGCCAUCCGGGACCCCAAUCAGACCGGCAAGCCUCAUUGAGACACCUAAUAGGGUUAAUCUGACCGGCCCCACAGUCCUUUCAGAAUCGACUCUCUCGCAAAACAAACACACUACUUCUCCAAUGGUCACUAAUAUAAGAAUAACCUCAGGCAUGUUACAAAUUCCUGAACCAAGGAUUUCUGAGAUUGAAAGGGAGUUAAAGGAGGGCCCAGCAAGUCCAGCAGUUGAUCUCCCAGCAAAGUCUAAUAGAAUUCCAAUGAAGAAGCCAUACAAUCCGAUCGACCAGCAAGAUGAGGAUGUCUCUUCUUCUUCGUCUUCUGCUCAUGAGGAAGCAACGCGUCCUGUUCAUCUUCCCAACGGGAUAGAAAGACGUUCUUCUCAGGCUAUUCGUCAGUCUUCUUCUACAAUUGCAGAUGACAACGGCUCCCCAAAUAGAAGUAUUCCCUUUGAGAAUGGCGUAGCCGCAGUUACAGAAUUACCGUCUCCACGCAAAAGUUCUCUUGAACAAAGAGUAGAUAAACUGACAAAAGGCAAAAAUAAAGAUGACAAUGCAACUGGUAUUACGAGAAAAGACCAUUUUAGUGAUGAGGAAUCGGAAGCCUCGCAGAAUGGGAGUGUAGUUGUAAACAGACCGGAAACGCGAAGUGAAAAGGGUUUUCAGAAGGCGGAACUAUUAAAAAUCCUUAAUAGCAAACGAUUUGAACUUCCAACACGUUUCCAGCAUGGCACUCAAGAGGAAGAACAGUUAGGGUCCCCUCAAUCUCGCAACAAAAAAAAGCCUUAUCUGACAGUUCUGAAUAAAGAUAUUGAUAACUCUACUCCUGAUCCUAGAAACAUACUGCCUCGUCGUACGCAAAGGCAUGCAGCUCAAAAAGCGGCGCAAUUUAUUUCAAAGGGCAAAUCAAGAAAAGAACAGGAGUCUGAAUCGGCUGGCGAGGCCAAACCACAGUCCGAACCUACUUCUGACGGUGGUUCAGCAACGGAUGAGAGUGAAGGUGUCUUCCUCAACGAGAAUAAUAGCUUUAAAAAACUAAACAUCCAUCCAUUAAAGGAGUCAGUGGUACAUGAUGAUUCAUCUUCAUUGCAAAGUGAUAGCAGUUCUCGUCCAAGAACCGAAGAUGAUAAACCAUCUCAAGAGAUUGAUAAGGAACAAGUUAAUAAUCCUUCUGUAAGCCCUGGUCCCUCUGCUUCGAAAACUGUACCUAUUAUGACCCCAACUCUUCUUUCUUCUACUUCAGAUAGAUCUGAGUUUGCAUUGCCUAAAAAAUUUGAAUCCACUUUUUCCACACCAAAGAUGCAGCAGUUGGCACCCGCAAAGAAGGUAGAAUCUACACAAAAACGCAAUGCUACAGUUAUCAACAAAAAUUCUGAAGCCACUCAACAGAAAGCCAAAUCUGCUUCUACAAAGGUUGUUUCUGCUGCUGCUGCUACUACUACUACUGUUAGUAAGAACUCCCCAAGCUCAGGUUCCGAUCCUACAAAAGUUAACACUAAAAAAGUAUCUUCUGAGGUCGAUGCCAAGUCUAAACAUAGUCCUAUGAGUGAAACAGACACCAUUACUAAGAGUCCUAACUCGCUUAAAAAAGCAAAUUUUAUAAGCAACUUCAGCGAAGAUAAUGUCCUAAAUCAUGACAAGCCAAUUUUGUUGAAAACUAUUGGUAAGAAGAAAACAUCUGUUACAAAGCACACGGGAUCAAAACAAUCUCCAGUUCCAGCAAAGAAAUUAAAUAACGUUAUUUCUAAGGAAAAAUUCUUCCAAACUCCAGAGUUUAUUGAAAGUUCCGAAGACGAUAAUGAAGACAAGUCGAGUUCAAAAAGUAAUAUCAAUGCCAGCCAAAAUUUUAUUACAGAGCCAGUAAAGGCUUCCAAGAGGGGACGGUCAGCAAAGAAUACUAUGUCAGAACCUAACAAAUCGAGCAGUUUAAAUAGUGCAGAACUCAAAAAGUCUGUAAAGGACGCUCUGGAUAAUGCAGCUGCAGCUGCAUCAAAGAUGAUUAAUGAGAAACUGGCACUGGCCGAAGCUGAGCCCACUUUGUCUCCUGCUGGAAGUGUUUCUAAAUUGGAUGAGCUGAGAUCAAAAUUUGCAAAAGGUAGAGUACAAGGCAAUAAUUUACAAAAGCAAAACAAAAAUGGAACACCAACUUCUAAAAGUCCUAAACAUGUCGGUUCUUCUAUAAGUGAUAAUGAAAGUAAAAACGUAUCAUAUGGGAAUUCGUCUGCCGAUGAAUCUUCAGAUGAAUCUUCAACUGAUGAUGAAGACACCACAAUGGUGAAAAAGUCACGUAGAGGUAUAGUUCAACCGCCAAAAGGCGCAGUUGCAAUGGUUUCUAAAUCAGUUGCUGAAACUCAUGCUCUGGGGUUGGAAACAACCUCACAAUCAAAGCAGGACUCCAAGAAGAACUUCACAAACACUAAUAAUCGAGGAGCACCUCUGACUAAAUUUAUGGAACAAAAGUCUCCAACUUCCUCUGAAGUUAACUCAUCACGUACAGAAUCAACUGGUAAGGUGGGAACACAUAGAUCUUUAGGUUCUCUUUCUGAUCUUGCAUCUCGCGGUGUUCCAGAAGUUAGAGAGAAGAGUGCUGUGGCAAACAAUAAGUUAUUAUCGAAUCAACCAAUUCAUGAUGAUUCUAGCUCUGAAGAGAGUGAGGAUGAUUUAAUUGAGAGUGAGAGUGAGAGUGACUCCGAUGAAAGUAGUAGCGAUGGCGAUGAAUCGUCGGAUGAUGGAAACAAUUUCAUUAGUGCCAGCUCUGCUUCUAAAGCGCUUGGUAAGAAGAAGAAAUCUAAUAGUGGUUUUGCAUCUUUGCUUAGGGAUUCUCAAAAGAAGUAA